AUGCCUCCUUCUCCUUGCCUAAUUGGACUAUGGCAACUAAAUUCUCAUAGUGCACAGGAUCAGUACAUUGCUUUGAUCAAUGCUUCAGAACCGGUGAAGCCCGCUGUGCUCAAUUCCAUAUUCGACAAGCUCCCUCCUAUCAAACCGAACCAAUUAAUUGGUGAAUGGAAUGGAGGGUUCUUCGACACUGGCCAUCAGGUUGCAAGCACCCUGAAAGAGAUACGGUGGGUGGGCAAGUCAUUCAAGUCCACCGACGAUGUGGAUCCAGUGAUCAUUGAAAGAAUGGGGAGCGAAUCAGUUGGGGCAAGUGGGGGUUUGCAUCUGGGUCAUGGAGGGAAAGACACUUGGCAAAGACUUUUUCUUCUAUCUGAAACGAUAGAGUCCUGUGGAUGGCGAUUCUACAAGAAAUCCUAG
Messenger RNA from Aspergillus oryzae RIB40, 414 nucleotides. RefSeq lists its product as uncharacterized. The transcript is spliced from 2 exons. Lineage: Eukaryota; Fungi; Ascomycota; Eurotiomycetes; Eurotiales; Aspergillaceae. The record is from RefSeq and is a predicted model, not a curated record. The coding region runs from base 1 to 414 and encodes 137 amino acids.